This is a messenger RNA of Pocillopora damicornis (cauliflower coral), 1256 nucleotides long. RefSeq lists its product as uncharacterized. Gene Ontology annotation, molecular function: calcium ion binding. The record is from RefSeq and is a predicted model, not a curated record. Lineage: Eukaryota; Metazoa; Cnidaria; Anthozoa; Scleractinia; Pocilloporidae.
AUGAAUGGGAAACGUAUCAAGCAUUUCUUACAUGUUCUUAUGGAAAGAUCAACGUUUGUUUAUAACAGUUCUCACUGGAGCGAUUACACAGAAUACAAUCUCCCUGGAGGAGAAACUGGAUUCGACAGACAGGAAACCAAGUUAUCAACCUACUGGAAUACUCCCUUCUCUCAAAUCUGUCUAGGAAUGAAUAUCGGCCAACAGCCCAAAUUCAUUGUCAUCAAUAAGCAAUCUGAAUCUCUGUACUCACUGAUCGCUGACGGACAAUACCGCCCUACUUCACUGGGUCGUGACUACUGGAAGACGCUGCUUGGUUCUGAGGUCUCUUUGCAGUAUAAUUGUAAUCAGGAAGGGUUCAACGCAGGAGGUCACGAGGAGCGUUACUCCAAAGCUCGAAUUGGUAUCGCUAGCAACAACGAGAACCACUGUUCCUCAUGCAACUCGAGGAUCGGAUUCGGUACAGGAGGGAGACCUGAUGACUCAAACAGUUGUGGAAACGAAGCGGAAAAUUACUCUACAGAUAAUGGAGAGAACCACAUCAAAGCCAUGGGAUAUAUCAUGGUACAAUGAGUAAAUACUGAACUUAAGAGCUUAGCAUUCAUUUAAGUUAUCAAGUUAAAGAGUUGGCACUUGCUAUUGAGCUAUCAAGGUCUUAAGCCUCAGGGGCUAAUGUGCAGGAAUGUCCAUGAGACUCUAGAAUUUGAUGUUCAUCAGUUUUAGAUGCAAUCGUUUAAGGCUGCUAUUCCACACCACUAAACACACACUUUCUUUUCCAGGUAUUUAUAUCGUGUUAGUGGUUGAGAAAAAUUGGAAUGGGAUUUAAAAAAGGGCACCCGUGUCUAUUGUCAUGUACUGUGACAAAACAUCAAAUAGGUAAAUUUUUCUGGCAAUGGCCAAUUUAUAUUCACUGCAAAAUAGAUGGACAUAGGAUGAGCUUGCCUGAUAUAUAAGAUUGAGAAAAAAAAAAUUGUUCUUGACAUACUGCUUUCCUACCUUUGAGGUGUGAGACUAAAUAUGCUGACGUAACAAACAAUUCAUAAUCCUUAUAUUCACCAUUACGAGAAUUAUGGCGGAGGCACCAUGAAAUAUGCCGAGCGUAAGAUGUUAGUGGAAUAUAGGACUUGAGGACAUCAGAAAAAUGCACAAGUUUGCACAUUUUUAGCCAUUGAUAACUUCUCCGACGCUUGCACCUCGAUCUACCUUAUGUUGUUGCUUUGUAGUGAACUUUUAUUGUGCCUUUUAUCUCGUAUUUCAAU